Molecule: messenger RNA, 2719 nt
Organism: Phyllopteryx taeniolatus (common seadragon)
Lineage: Eukaryota; Metazoa; Chordata; Actinopteri; Syngnathiformes; Syngnathidae
Gene: cpt1b
Product: carnitine palmitoyltransferase 1B (muscle)
Exons: 19
Coding region: 154-2526 (790 amino acids)
Biological process (GO): fatty acid metabolic process; carnitine metabolic process
Cellular component (GO): mitochondrion
Molecular function (GO): carnitine O-palmitoyltransferase activity
Source: RefSeq, a predicted model, not a curated record
GUCAUUGGGCUCAAGGGAGAGAUUGCAGCUGUGAGUUGCCACCUGAGUGAAGCACUUGAAGGACACACAGCUGAGCAUAGAGGAAGGACAACUUCAUUGCAAAAAGUCACCACUGUAUUUCUCCUUCACAGUCAAGCCAAGUGAUUGAGAGCAAUGGCCGAGGCCCAUCAGGCGGUGGGCUUCCAGUUCACCGUGCAUCCGGACGGCGUGGACCUCAAACUGAGCCAGGAGGUCAUCACCAACAUUUACCAGGCGGCACUGACUGCGUGGAAGAAGAGAGCCAUACAAUUCAAGAACGGUGUGUUGGCUGGCGUUUACCCGGCGAGCCCGUCCAGCUGGCUGAUCGUGGUGAUUGUGAUGAUGAGCGGCUUGUACACUGGCGUGGAUCCCUCGCUCGGAGUCAUGCACGCCAUCGAGGAAACCAUGCCGCUCAGAGGCUCGCUCUCAGUGCAGACGCGCGCGGUGCUGAGCUCCCUGGUGUUCGCCAGCGUGCUCUGGCUCUUCCUCAUCUACUUGCUAAGGUACACUCUCAAAGCUCUGCUCUCCUACCACGGCUGGAUCUUCGAAUCCCACGGGAAGAUGAGUGCAUCCACUAAAGUGUGGCUGAGCCUGGUGAAGAUGUUUUCAGGCCGCAGACCACUUCUUUACAGCUUCCAGGCGUCCUUACCCAGACUACCCGUGCCCAGGGUGGAAGACACCAUUCGCAGGUACCUGGAGUCGGUCCGUCCUCUGCUAGACGAUGAGCGAUAUAAGCAAAUGGAGAUCUUAGCCAACGACUUUAAAGAGUCAAAGGCCGCCCAGCUGCAGAGAUACUUGAUCCUCAAGUCCUGGUGGGCCAACAAUUACGUAAGUGAUUGGUGGGAGGAGUACAUCUACCUGAGAGGCAGAGGCCCAAUUAUGGUCAACAGUAACUUCUACAUUAUGGACCUGCUUUACAUAACGCCGACACACCGGCAGGCAGCGCGGGCGGGCAACGUGGUGCACACCAUGCUGCAGUACAGACGCAAACUGGAACGUGGCGAACAUGCGCCGCUGAGGGCUUUGGGGACAGUUCCCAUGUGCUCUACUCAGAUGGAGAGGAUGUUCAACACCACCCGCAUCCCUGGCAUUGAAACAGAUUUCGUACAGCACCUGAGUGACAGGAAGCACGUGGUGGUGUACCACAAGGGUCGCUUCUUCCAAGUGUGGCUGUACACGGGAGGACGCCACCUCUUACCCAGUGAACUGGAGACCCAGUUUAGCAGGAUCCUCAACGACACGUCCGAGCCGCAGCCCGGUGAGCUCAAAUUAGCGGCGCUGACUGCAGGAAACAGAGUUCCGUGGGCUCAAGCUCGGAUGAAAUACUUCAGCCAAGGAGUGAACAAAGUGUCCCUGGACGCGGUGGAGUCGUCCGCCUUCUUCCUGGCGCUGGACGACGAGCCUCAGGGUUACGACGCGGCCAAGAGCAACUCUCUGGACAGCUACGCAAAAUCACUGCUGCACGGAAAGUGCUACGACAGGUGGUUUGACAAAUCUUUCACCCUCAUAUCUUACCCAAAUGGCAAAAUGGGAAUAAACGCUGAGCAUUCCUGGGCUGAUGCCCCCAUCGUGGGACACAUGUGGGAGUAUGUUCUUGCCACCGACUGCUUUCAUCUGGGCUACACGGAAGAGGGCCACUGCAAAGGGGAUGUGAACAAAGGCCUCCCUCAUCCCUCUCGACUCCAGUGGCAAAUUCCCAAGGAGUGCCAAAAAGCGAUCGAGAUAUCCUACCUGUCUGCGUUAAAGAUAGCGGACGACGUGGACUUCCACGGCCACCUGUUUAGCGCCUUUGGCAAAGGCCUGAUUAAAAAGUGCAGGACCAGCCCGGAUGCUUUCAUCCAGUUGGCCCUGCAGCUGGCCAAGUUCAGGUCUGCCCACCAGGACCAGAGAGAGUUCUGUCUGACGUACGAAUCGUCCAUGACGCGGAUGUUCAGGGACGGUCGCACGGAGACGGUGCGUUCGUGCACCUCUGAGGCCGUCGCCUUCGUCAGAUCCAUGGAGGACCGACAAGCGACGAACAUGCAGAGGCUGGCGCUGUUUCGCAAAGCGGCCGACAAGCAUCAGAACAUGUACCGUCUGGCAAUGACCGGUUCCGGCAUCGACCGACACCUCUUCUGUCUCUACAUCGUGUCCAAGUACCUGGGCGUGGACUCGCCAUUCCUAAAGCAGGUUCUUUCGGAACCGUGGAAGUUGUCCACCAGUCAGACUCCUCAGCAACAGCUCAACUUGGUGGAUAUCAAUAAGUUCCCCAAAUAUGUCGGGGCUGGAGGGGGAUUCGGCCCAGUGGCCGAUGACGGUUACGGAGUGUCUUACAUCAUUGUUGGAGAAAACCUCAUCACAUUCCACAUCUCCUGCAAGUUCUCCAGCCCGGACACGGAUUCGUGCAGAUUCGGCCAGAACAUCGACAAAGCCAUGAUGGACAUCCAAACACUUUUCCAGGCCACAAACGACAAGAGGACAACAGCAGAGUCGGUGAUGGAGCUCAACAACGGCAAGAAGCACGUCUAGCACACCAGCGUACGUGAGGGUGUGUGUGUAAGAUGUUUUGCAUGCAGGUAAUGAUGUCAUAGUUCUCACUGUUGAUGCCAUCAUACAAGCUGCUCAUUCCACACACACAAUGUAUGGCCCUGUAAGUUAUUGCUCUGUAUAUUGUGCUUUUGUGAAUAGGAACUUUGUAAAUAAAUCACCCACACUUAUUUGA